Molecule: messenger RNA, 1407 nt
Organism: Fonsecaea nubica
Lineage: Eukaryota; Fungi; Ascomycota; Eurotiomycetes; Chaetothyriales; Herpotrichiellaceae
Exons: 3
Coding region: 1-1407 (468 amino acids)
Biological process (GO): ubiquitin-dependent protein catabolic process; protein polyubiquitination
Cellular component (GO): nucleus
Molecular function (GO): ubiquitin conjugating enzyme activity
Source: RefSeq, a predicted model, not a curated record
AUGAAGAUAUUUGCAGGUUGUUAUCUUAUCGCCGGCCUGGUGUCAAGCGCCGCCCUUGUUGCCGCAUUGGACAGCCAGGCACACCUCACUCCAGAUUGCGCUCAUCCGCACUAUACCGUCCAUCUCUUCUCUCGCGAACCGCUCGUCAUCUACAUUGCCGACUUCCUCACCUCCGUCGAGCGGGAGCACCUCCUUGAAGCGAGCGCCUCAGCCUUCACCGAUUCCCAAACCGCUGACCAGGACGGUACGCAAACCCUUCGUAGCACUCGACGCUCCAAGUCGGCCACUGCUUCCCGUGACGCUGUAACACGAUGUAUCGAAGAACGGGCUCUGCUAUUCCAGGGAUAUGACACGCCUCGGACACACCUUGAGCCGUUGCAAUUAGUGCGCUAUCAUACCAACGAAACUUAUGAUCUUCAUACGGACUGGUUCACGUCACCGGCGCAGACGACUCGAUCGCACGGUGGGAAUCGUCUGUCUUCGUUCUUUGCAUAUGUGAAAGCAAGUGCAGAUAUCUCUGGUGGAGAUGCCGACCAUGGUUCCGCCAUUCAGGACGAUCUUUCCCAGCUCGUCAUCUGCAUUACCGGCGCUGAGGGCACACCCUACGCCGAAGGAUUAUGGCGACUGCAUCUCAAAAUGCCCCACGACUACCCCAAAAGCCCUCCGAAAGCGACAUUCCAGACACGAAUAUACCACCCCAACGUAGAUCCGACGACAGGAGCGGUGUGCCUAGAGACGUUGAAAAGAGAUUGGGAUCCGAAGUUAACGCUGAAAGAUAUCUUGAUCACGAUAUCGUGUUUAUUGAUUCAGCCCAAUCCGGACUCUGCGUUAAAUGCAGCCGCAGGCGCACAGAUCCAAGAAGACUACGACACCUUUUCUACACAGGCGCGGUUGAUGACUCGAAUCCAUGCACCCAUUCCGAAGCAUUUGUCAGAUGCUGUCCAGGAGGCGAAGCGCCGAGGGGAGGAAUCCGAGCAAGAACUGAAAGAAAAACGGUCAUCCCGAGGAACAUCGGCGGAGGACGACACGAAAGAGAAUGCACCUGGUCUGUCCAGCGCAGUGACCAAAGACGCCACAUCAGCGAGCAAAGAGAAACGGGCUCUCUCGGAAAUCGCAUUGAUCGAUGGGGAUGAUACGCAACAACGGUCUGAGGGGAUUGAAGAACCAAAGCGAAAAUCCCCCAAAACGACGCGAAUGUCUACACCUGACCAGACCAGGGCGGUUCCCUCGAGCAUCGCUAGCAACCAUGGACCGCAACAAAAAUCAGAUGGAGAACCAGACCAAGUGGCACAAAACAAGGAAAACAUGCACAGUGAGGAGCUGGCAUCGAAACCAAUGGCAACACGAAAGACCAACACAGGCGCAGGAAAGAAGAAGCUCCCGCGAGUUGGUAUUCGGAGACUUUGA